Paramacrobiotus metropolitanus is the source of this 2767-nucleotide messenger RNA. Its product is annotated as cullin-2-like. The record is from RefSeq and is a predicted model, not a curated record. Gene Ontology annotation, cellular component: SCF ubiquitin ligase complex. Gene Ontology annotation, molecular function: ubiquitin protein ligase binding. The coding region runs from base 179 to 2467 and encodes 762 amino acids. Gene Ontology annotation, biological process: SCF-dependent proteasomal ubiquitin-dependent protein catabolic process; protein ubiquitination. The transcript has 7 exons. NCBI's taxonomy places the organism in Eukaryota, Metazoa, Tardigrada, Eutardigrada, Parachela, Macrobiotidae.
UCAGCUGCACGCUAAAAUUUUGAAACGCCACCCUGAAAGUUAUGGAUUAAACAAAUAAAGCAGCUCAAAUUUAUUACCAUGCUUAAAGUAAUAAAUUUUGUGAAUUGCGAAAUCUUGGAUGUGCUUUAUUCGUGGAGCCGUGGAUUUAAUCUUAUUUAGUGAUAUGAACUAGCAGAAAAUGAGUUUCUUCGGACCAACCAUGGAUAAGUCGAUCGGUUUGUCGGAGGAAGGGACUAUAUUCGAUUUGGAAGAGCGCUUCGCCAAGCGCUGGUGUCGCAUUCAGGAUACUUUGGAAUCCAUCUUGGCGAAGCGGUCCAUUCAGCGCAGAAUCUGGAACGAGCGCUUUUCAGAUGUUUACGCAAUCACCGUCGAUUUCCCGCCGGAGUACGUGGAUAAUCUGUACGACAAAAUUCAAGAAGUUCUCCAUACACACAUCACCCAUGUGUGCCAGAAUCUCCUCCAAGCACGGGAGCAGAAACUGCUCAAUGUCUACCUGCAUCACUGGGAUAAUUUCUACGAAGCGCUGCAGUACAUUAACAAACUGGCCAUGCAUCUCAACUCCGCGGUGGUGAAGCCAGCCAAAAUCAACGACAGCGAAUUCCCCAUGAUCCAUCUGGGCAUUAACCUGCCCGAUUACUCUCUGGAUAAGAUCGAGAUCCUGCAGCUGGGCUGCCAGAUGUGGGCGGAUGGGAUUGUCAGUAAAAUGCAGAAAGAUCUGACGAUGACUUUGCUGGAGAUGAUCGAAGGCGAUCGAAAAGAGCACGAUUUGGCCCAUUCGGAACUGAUGCGUCGCGUGGUGAACUCCCUCGUGGCGUUGGACGAAUUCAAGGGACGAUCAGUGUUAAAAACCUACCGCGAGGUGUUCGAAAUUCCUUACAUUCAGGCUACCGGUGAACACUACCGAAUGGAAGCGGUGUACUUGAUCGCAAAAACAACCUUUUCGCAAUACGUUGUAAAGGUGCUGCAGCGUUUACAAGAGGAAGAAUUACGCGCGCGUCGCCUUUGUCACCCCUCGACGCUCGAGAAGAUCCGCAACGAAGUGCAAGUGCGCAUGGUUAACGAGCACCUCGGUUUUAUUCUGAGCGGUAGUCGAACGCUCAUCGAAGAGAAGCCAGAGCAUGACCUGAUCAAUAUGUACGAAGUCCUGCGACCCUGCCCGGAAGGGAUCGCCACCCUCCGCCAGUACUUCACCUCCUUCGUGGAGGAAAAGGCCCGUGAAGCCGUGGGCAACACGGCCCAGCUAGAGCCACAGGAUCUGGUGGAAAAUCUGGAUAGGAUUUUGAGUCGGUUUGAAGAGAUGGUCAAUAAGGUGUUCAACGGGGAUCCCAUGUUCCGCAAAGCCAUUGAGGAUGCCAUUAAGAUUGUGGUCAAUCAGCAGAGCGGCGUGGUUGGCUCACCCUUCUCAUCGGCGGAGCUCAUUGCCCGCUAUUGUGAUAAUUUAUUGAGACGCAGUGCCAAGAAUGUCCCGGAUGUCGAGGAUAAGUUAGAUGGGGCCAUUAGGAUCUUCAGAUUUCUGGACGAUAAGGAUGUUUUCCAGAGGUUUUACUCGCGUAUGAUGGCCAAGCGAUUGAUCAACAAACAGUCUGUGAGCGAAGAUGUGGAAGUGAAAGUGAUCAGCAAACUACGAGACGUUUGUGGCUGUGACUACACGGGCAGGCUGCUGCGAAUGCAGCGGGAUAUCAACUCCAGUGCUCUGAUGAUGCAGCAGUUUUUCGAAAGAUUUCCGUUAUCCAGCUUUAGAAACAAAUGCGGUGACCUCUUCAUCAAUGUGCUGACGAGCGGUGUGUGGCCAAUUCCCAGCUUCGAUAUCCCCUUCAAUAUCCCCGUCGGCCUGCAUUCGGUAAUAGAGAAUUUCGGUGAAUUUUAUUCGAAGGAAUACUCCGGUCGGCGUCUGACGUGGAUCUUCCAACUGGGCUACGUCGACGUCAAACUGAACUACGUGAAGCGACCGGUGAUCGUCACCAUGACAGUACAGCAGUUGGCCAUCUGUAUGGCCUUCUCCGAUGUGGACAGUAUCAGUAUGGCCCAGCUGAAGGAGAUGGUGGGGAUGCCGGAUGAAUAUCUGGAAGUCAACAUCGAAUGCCUGGCCCAGCAGGGGCUGAUGCGCCGCUAUCAGGAUACGGAGUUGGGACAGACCGUCGCGCUCUGUGUAGACUAUUCGCCCAAGAAACCGCGAAUCAAGAUUGCAGCGCCGCAGACCAAAGAACAGCCGACGCAGGAGCGCGAAGAGACCGAACGGUCUACCGGGGAUAUGCGGCAGCUGUUUUUACAGGCCACGAUCUGUCGAAUCAUGAAGUCCCGCAUCAGCAUGUCGCACCAGAAUCUCUUGGAGGAAGUCCGAGAGAUCGCCCAGUCGCGGUUCGCUGCCACGGUGCCGAUGAUGAAGAAGGCGGUGGAUACGCUGAUAGAAAAGGACUACAUCCGUCGCUCACCCACCGCGCAAGAUGUAUAUGAAUAUAUUGUAUAGAGCUCAGGAAAUCCUGAUAGAGUAUAAGUGAAAAUAAUGUAUUUCUAUCACGGUCUUGUAUCUAGUGGACACUGUCCACAGCCUGCCAUGUUGAUUUUAUUGUCGAGUGUGGUCGCGUGCAUAGAUGUUAUAUGUGAAAUGGUUUUAAUCCGUUAUUCUGUUUACGUAAGCUCGCUAAACGCCAGCCCGAGUUUAUCUGUGUCCAGAAUGAAUUUACCGGUGUUUUGGGGGAUUCUGGGGGUGCGUCUGUGACUCUGUCGUAACAUGUUAGUUACAUAACGGUAUCAAAUAAAUCAAGUG